AUGUUUCCCCUUAUUCAGUUACACCUGGCUGUGUCCCACACCUCGGUGAACAUCGAGAUAUCCAAGGCUGCCGGCUUUGUCGGCCAGUCGAGUGCCCGUGAGAUGGCCGGUCGCGGCGUGCUGCUAGCGGGCGGCCCCGGCACAGGCAAGACGGCAUUGGCGCUCGCCAUCAGCCAGGAGCUGGGCACCAAGAUCCCGUUCUGCCCCAUCACCGGCAGCGAAGUCUACUCGACCGAAGUCAAGAAGACCGAGAUGCUCAUGGAGAACUUCCGCCGCGCCAUCGGGCUCAAGGUCCGCGAGACCAAGGAUGUCUACGAGGGCGAGGUCACCGAGCUGACCCCGGAGGAGGCCGAGAACCCGCUCGGCGGCUACGGCAAGACGAUUAGCACGUUGCUCGUUGGGCUCAAGAGCGCACGCGGCCAGAAGAAGCUGCGCCUCGACCCCAGCAUAUACGAGGCUAUUCAGAAGGAGCGCGUCCAGGUCGGCGAUGUCAUUUACAUUGAGACAAACACGGGCGCCUGCAAACGCGUCGGCAGGUCGGAUGCCUACGCUACCGAGUUUGAUCUCGAGGCCGAAGAGUACGUGCCAAUUCCUAAGGGCGAGGUUCAUAAGAAGAAAGAAAUUGUCCAGGAUGUGUCGUUGCACGAUCUCGACGUGGCCAACGCCCGUCCGCAGGGUGGCCAGGACAUCAUGUCCAUGAUGGGCCAGCUGAUGAAGCCCAAGAUGACCGAGAUCACCGAUAAGCUGCGGGGCGAGAUCAACAAGGUGGUCAGCAAAUACAUCAACCAGGGUGUGGCCGAGCUCGUGCCCGGCGUGCUCUUUAUUGACGAGCGGCGCACGGCGUGCCCCCCCGAUUUUCUGACCCGUCUCCUGAUCAUCCCCACCCACCCGUACGAGCCCGAGGAGAUUAAGCGAAUCGUGCGCAUCCGGGCGACCACCGAGGGGGUCCAGAUCACGGAUGCCGCCAUCGAUAAGAUUGCUGAGCACGGAGUGCGCAUCAGCCUUCGCUACUGCCUCCAGUUGUUGACCCCUGCGAGCAUCCUCGCCCGCGUCAAUGGCCGCGCCCAGAUCGACGUGCCGGAUGUCGCGGAGUGUGAGGACCUCUUCCUGGACGCCCGACGCAGCGCCAACGUGCUGGCUAGCGAAUCUGGCGCCGGCUUCAUCUCAUAA
Messenger RNA from Chaetomium globosum CBS 148.51, 1170 nucleotides. RefSeq lists its product as uncharacterized. Gene Ontology annotation, molecular function: DNA helicase activity; ATP binding; ATP hydrolysis activity. Gene Ontology annotation, biological process: regulation of transcription by RNA polymerase II; box C/D snoRNP assembly; chromatin remodeling. The transcript is spliced from 5 exons. Gene Ontology annotation, cellular component: NuA4 histone acetyltransferase complex; Swr1 complex; R2TP complex. NCBI's taxonomy places the organism in Eukaryota, Fungi, Ascomycota, Sordariomycetes, Sordariales, Chaetomiaceae. The coding region runs from base 1 to 1170 and encodes 389 amino acids. The record is from RefSeq and is a predicted model, not a curated record.